This is a messenger RNA of Zerene cesonia (dogface butterfly), 1322 nucleotides long. RefSeq names its product transmembrane protein 234 homolog. The transcript has 4 exons. The record is from RefSeq and is a predicted model, not a curated record. The coding region runs from base 206 to 595 and encodes 129 amino acids. NCBI's taxonomy places the organism in Eukaryota, Metazoa, Arthropoda, Insecta, Lepidoptera, Pieridae.
AUAUGGCAAUGCUGAAUAUGACAUUUAAUAUCAAAGUCAAAACAAGCUCAAUGUUUUAAAAUAAUGUAAAUAAUAAAUAUUAUCGAAUUGUUAUCUUAAUUUACUAAAAGCGAAAAUAUUUUCAUAUUCUCUAAUUAUAUUUCAAAUGAGUAUUUUUUUAUCAAUCACAAUUUAGUGACGUGCACUUCACUUAUUCAAAUGAAUCAUGUUGGAGGGACUAGGACUAUUACUAUUAACGGGGGUGCUGUGGGGAUGCACUAACCCUUUUAUCCGCCAGGGCACGAAGGGCCUGCGAUCGGUUCGUGCUAAUUCUAAGCUCGGACAGGCCUACGCCGAAGUUGUGUUUUUACUGUCAAAUUGGAGGUACGUGGUCCCGUGGCUGGUGAACCAAGCUGGCUCGCUGAUAUACCUCGCUGCGGUUCAGCGCAUGCCGCUGUCAAUCGCGGUGCCCGCUGCGAACAGUCUAGCGUUCGCGUUCACAGCGCUGACGGGCGCCGCGGUCGGCAGUGAGGAGCCGCUGGACAUGGUGGCAAUACUCGGCGUCGUGUUAAUCGUUGCUGGAACAUUCCUUUGUUGCAUGGACAACGCCGGGUAGACCACACUCUUCCACACUCUUCUAUGGGGAUUAGAUAAUUUCAACUAUUUAUUAACCAAACAAAACAACAAUUAUAAAACAAUUAUAAAAUAAAUAUUACUUAGUAAAGAUACGAUACGAUGACUCAGAAAAAAAUCGAAAAACAGACUUAAAAUGGUGAAGGAAAACAUCGUGAGGAAACCGGCUUAUCCAAGAAUCAAAAGUUCGACGACAUGUGACAUCUGCCAACCCGCACUUGGCCAGCGCGGUGGAUUAUGGCCUGAACCCUCAUAGGAGGCCUGUGUCCCAGAAGUGGGAAUAUAUAUCUCUUUCAUUCUUUUCUGUCUAAUGCCGUGCUAGAACUUAAUAAUCAUAUAGCUUAUUUAGCACUCUAAAAGGUUCAAAGAGUCUAGAAGAUUAUUCCAUCUAUAAGCAUUUAAAUUUGACUACGCUUGUUCUAAUACAUACCCCUCCCUUGUGUUAUUAAAUAUGUAGUACCUGGAUGACCGAGCUUUGUUCGGUUUAACUUCGAGAAGUUAGAUUGUUUAUAAGCGUUUUUUCCAAGAUCGUUUAGGCAUUUUUAAGUGAACACGUGCAUUAAGAGAAAGAAGAAGCAAACGCUCAUUGACUUCGUUACUUAACAACGCCAUCUGCUGGAACUUUAAUUAUUCGCCAAAAAAUAGUAUUAGUAUUACUAUUCGCCAAUAGAUGUCAGGAAGAAAAAAUUGUAUUAGUAUUAUUAUUCGCC